ACUUUCAUUCUGUGGCUAUGUUUACCAAGAUAUAUUGAAAGUUUCACAAGCUAUUCGUUUAGCUGAAUCUCACUUGUAAAAAAAGAUGGGAAAGGCGAUUCGUUUUAAAAGCAAGUAUAUUUUGUUUUUUGGAUUGGCUUUAGUAGCUGUAGGUUUGUUUCUCUAUUUGAAUUUGGAGAAAAGUAUACUUGGUAGAAGGUUUCACAGAAGGAAAUUAACAUGGGACAACACAUAUGAAAUAAAUAUCAAAUUAAAACCAAGUAAAAAUGAUGUGCCUGUUGUAAUAGUUGACGAACAUAACGAAGUCAUUCCCUAUUGGUACAAAGCUGUCGAGCAGGGAAUUAUCCGAAGCAAGGGAAAUACACUGAUACAUAUAGACGGUCAUUCAGAUAUGGCUACACCAGAAGAAUACGAACCACUCCAAAAAUUUAAACAUAAAUCCCCGUCACGUGACAGUGAGUUUUUACCAUUAAUGCAGUCCAAUGACGUGUUUAUAAUAUCCGCCAUAAUGAAAGGUUUGAUAAGUCACGUGGUUUGGGUGAGACCAUCUUGGAAUGAGGGAAGCAACUACACAUCUCUAAUGCACUCAUACGUUGGAACAUACAUGCGCAAUAAAAACGAGAAAGUAAUUUGCGAAUGUCAAAAACCUGUAUAUAAGCGUUCAACCACCUCUUCAUUCUUAUGUACAUAUCUAAUUCGGGAGGUUGAUAAUGAUAUUACAAUACCACAGAAUCAAUGUACAAAGAUUCGUUCUUUCACAUACAUUAUGGUGAGUGAAAAAAAGUUUAUGAGGUUAGUUGAUUUAAGUAAAGUAAAGAACUUGUUCGUUGAUAUCGAUGAAGAUUAUUUUGGUGUUGAAAGCGGAGUUCAAAGUUUUAUUGAUACUGGCAUAAGUUUAGAAACUCAGAAAGUAGUAAACGAAGCAUUAGCUGAACUGUAUUGUCCAACCUCGACAAAUGUUGAACAGAUUUUGAAUAAAGAAAUUCGUGACAUGUUUUUACAAGUUAGCAAACUUGGCCAUAAAAGCACGGAAGAAUUAGCUUUAACGUUUAAAAACGAGUUAUACGACAGAACUAAAUCCUAUAUUUGUAAAACUACUCCAGAAAGAAUACAAGAAGAAGCCUCGGUGUUAUUCUCGUCUUUAAAACCAAGAGAGAUUCGCGCUUUGUCAAAAGCAAAGUAUUGUUUACGAAACAGUCCGAGAUUGAUGUUACCCUCAUCAGAAUUUUUUCUCUGCCACGGUACAAUAUUCCCAAAUGAUACGUUAAACCAAAUCUACAUAGGGUCAUCAAAUGAAGUAAAAACAAGAGGGAAACAAUUAGUGAAUAUGCUGAACUUUAUAUAUAAUCAUACACAACCAAGAUUUUUCACAAUAGCACGGUCACUUCGAGAUGGAUAUACACCAAGACGACAGCAAAGAUAUAUCGAAAGUGUUAUAUUGGAAAGUUUAGAUGAAGUUUUUAAAAAGCAUGGUCAGGUAAAGAGAAUAGUGUAUGAUCCGUAUCUGGUGUUCGGAAGUGAAGGCUGGACUUAGUUUCUGCGGUGAUGGUAACUUCAACCACGACACAGGUUGUGUAUUGUAUCACUUUGUAAACACGUCACACUUUAUAAUCCCAUCGCAUUUUGUAAUCCCAUCUUGUUAUCCCAUAAAAAUGAGUGAAAUUUUGUAAAGUUGUUAAACAUGAAAAUGCUAUUUGUAAGUUAAUAUAAAAACGAAAUAUUAUUUUUAUUAUUAAUAUUUCUAUUAUGCACGAAAAGUAAUCGUAUUAUUUCGUAGAACUUAUUUUUGCGAAAGAAGUGCUGUAACGUACUUGCUGGGGUCUAAGUAGCCGUACGGCAUGUAACACUAUAAGUAAAAGGUAGCCAUAAGUUAUGUAAUGAAUGUGUUACGACUUCGUUACAAUAUACGUCUGUGUUAUGCAUAACUAAAAUACGAUUAAAACCCAAGAGCCUUGUCUCGCUCAGUCCAGUCAUAACAAGAAGUAAAAACCUUUUAUAUAUAUAUUCUAAAAUGAGAUAUAAUUUUUUUUAUAGUUGUAUAUAGUCCAAAUCUUAAAAAAGUGUUGUCAAAUAUAAAUUCAUUUGUAGGUAUAUAUUUUUCAGACCGGAAUAUAUGUAAAAAAAUUUUAAGUGAUUUUUUGAAGCGACUUCAUUAAUAAACUAGUUGUACCACUAAAUAGUUCUCAGAGACGAUAAUAAUGGUAUUGUCAAUUAUACAUGUUAAUUAAAGAGUUUUAGUCUGUUAAAUGUUGAAAAAUAGUCUAAACUUCCUUUUCGUCACCAGUUCUUUUUGAGAUUGAACCUUAAAGAGAUCUGGGGUUGAGAAUAAAUUUUACAGCUAAAGCUAAUGACAGCAUUUCUGUGUUGAAUUUACUUGCGGCAAAUAUGUAUGGACUCAGUAAAAUUUUGAAUAAUUUUAGCUAUUUUGAAUUUAUAUUAUCUUUCUCA
This is a messenger RNA of Hydractinia symbiolongicarpus, 2448 nucleotides long. Its product is annotated as UPF0489 protein C5orf22 homolog. The transcript is spliced from 3 exons. NCBI's taxonomy places the organism in Eukaryota, Metazoa, Cnidaria, Hydrozoa, Anthoathecata, Hydractiniidae. The record is from RefSeq and is a predicted model, not a curated record. Bases 86 to 1534 code for a protein of 482 amino acids.